ACAUUUUGGCUGCAUGGUCUCCAAUUGGUUCUGUUUCUGAGUUUAAAGGUGAUAAAAGAAAAGUAAAUUAUAAUAUACAGUCUGGUACAUCAAUGGCAUGCCCUCAUGUUACUGCCGCAGCUGCCUAUAUCAAAUCAUUUCAUCCUGAUUGGUCUCCCGCAACAAUCAAAUCAGCAUUAAUGACUACUGCUACCCCAAUGAGUUCCGCACUUAAUCCUGAAGCUGAAUUUGCUUAUGGUGCGGGACAAAUUGACCCUAUUAAGGCAGUGAGUCCUGGCUUAGUAUAUGAUGCCAAUGAAAUUGAUUAUGUCAAGUUUUUGUGUGGCCAAGGUUAUGAUACUAAGAAGAUAAGAACUAUUACAGCUGAUAAUAGCAGUUGUACACAAGACAACAUUGGAACCGUUUGGGAUCUAAAUCUCCCAUCUUUUGCGCUCUACAUGAACACCUCAACAUCUUUUACUCGCGUUUUUCAUAGAACUGUUACCAAUGUUGGAUCCGCUACAUCAAAAUAUAGAGCUAGAGUAACUAUACCUCCUUCCUUGUUGAACUUUAAAGUAGAGCCAGAUGUUUUGUCUUUUUCAUCUGUGGGUCAAAAGAAGUCAUUCACUCUUACGAUUGAAGGGAGAAUUAAUGUGGGUAUAGUUUCUUCUUCUUUGAUUUGGGAUGAUGGCACUUUCCAAGUAAGGAGCCCUAUUGUUGUGUACUUCGAAUAAAAACAAUUUCCAUGUAAGGAACCAUACAUGUACUAUGAAUAACAAUAUUUUCAA
Cajanus cajan (pigeon pea) is the source of this 767-nucleotide messenger RNA. NCBI's taxonomy places the organism in Eukaryota, Viridiplantae, Streptophyta, Magnoliopsida, Fabales, Fabaceae. The record is from RefSeq and is a predicted model, not a curated record.